This is a messenger RNA of Arachis ipaensis, 824 nucleotides long. The record is from RefSeq and is a predicted model, not a curated record. NCBI's taxonomy places the organism in Eukaryota, Viridiplantae, Streptophyta, Magnoliopsida, Fabales, Fabaceae.
CAUUUCCCACGGGCCACUUCUAGUUCUCAUAAAUAUAAAAGAGUACGUGGCAACUUGCAUGCAUGGUCACAUUAGCUAUAGCAGCGGCCAUAUUCCAAAACCACUAAAGAUGUGGCCUUGAUUGUUGACCAUUCUUUGACCGAAUUAAGUCAUACCCACCAAUAAUGGCCGCACGUUAGUCUCAACUUUAAUAACUACCCACUAUGUAUAACUACCUAAACACACUCUAAUCACUAUCAUGUUCUUGUGCUUAUAUAUACAGACCCUGCACUUUGCAUUGGUUUAUCACCACUUUUUGCUUCUUCAACAUCCAUUCUUAAUAAAGCAUGUCACAUCUAUUUAAAUGUGUGAUUCUUUUCAUCAUGCUGUGUACCACAGCUUCGAGGGAGUUCAAAGUUGGUGAUCACUUUGGUUGGCGUGUUCCUGAUCCCACUGACACUUCAUUCUACACCCAUUGGGCUGAAAGAAACAGGUUCCAAGUUGGAGAUUCUCUCGUGUUUGAGUACGAGAAUGACUCAGUUCUAAGUGUGGAGGAAUGGGACUAUUUUCACUGCGAUGCAAGUAACCCCAUCACAGCCUUUGACAAUGGCAAGAGCAUUCUCAAUCUUGAUAGCCCUGGUGCCUUCUACUUCAUCAGUGGAACCGCUCAUCAUUGUAGCAGAGGACCCCACUACCUCUGCUGCUUGGCAACUGAUCGGUGCAAUGAGAAUGAGCUUGGCUCUUUUACAUUUGCUGAAGUACUAGCUGGUCUUGGACUAAGGCAAUGUAGACUUGGGCAUUUACUUGGAGCAUUAAGGAAACAAGUAGCAUUGUUUGGUUUGUGA